Anoplophora glabripennis (Asian longhorned beetle) is the source of this 460-nucleotide messenger RNA. RefSeq names its product endocuticle structural glycoprotein SgAbd-2-like. The transcript is spliced from 2 exons. The record is from RefSeq and is a predicted model, not a curated record. The coding region runs from base 33 to 362 and encodes 109 amino acids. Gene Ontology annotation, cellular component: chitin-based extracellular matrix. Lineage: Eukaryota; Metazoa; Arthropoda; Insecta; Coleoptera; Cerambycidae. Gene Ontology annotation, molecular function: structural constituent of chitin-based larval cuticle.
UUAUUUAGUUAGCAGUAUAUCAAGCUUUAACAAUGAAAGUAGUUAUCUUCCUCGUCGCCUUCGUCGUAAUAGUCGCCGUUACAACGGCCGCUCCCGCCGAGGAACCCAUUCCAAUACUAAAGCAGGACGCAGAAGUGAACUUUGACGGCAGCUACCACUCCUCGUACGAAACCGGCAACGGUAUCGUCGUCAACGAGGAAGGAGUCCUUAAGAACCCAGGCGUGGAGAACCUGGAGGCUGAGGAAGUCCACGGUUCAUUCUCGUACACCUCCCCAGAGGGACAACACAUCUAUCUCACCUACCUGGCGAAUGAGAACGGGUUCCAACCGUCGGGUGAUCACCUCCCGGUAGCGCCUCUGUAGGAAGGAAGUACAACUUGCCUAAAAUACUGCCGAUUUUCGAUGUGAAAUGUACAAAUGGUCAAAUAAAUAAAAUUUUACACAAAAUCUUUGAAAAAUGA